Bactrocera dorsalis (oriental fruit fly) is the source of this 2458-nucleotide messenger RNA. RefSeq names its product SET domain-containing protein SmydA-8 (gene SmydA-8). The transcript has 2 exons. The record is from RefSeq and is a predicted model, not a curated record. Bases 643 to 1965 code for a protein of 440 amino acids. Lineage: Eukaryota; Metazoa; Arthropoda; Insecta; Diptera; Tephritidae. Gene Ontology annotation, molecular function: protein binding.
UAUAACGAUGUCAACGAAACGUUGCACAUGGCGCAGCAAUAGCAGGCAACAAACAACAGUGACAGCUGCUCCAUGUGCUGGCGUCUGGCGGCAAGUCGUGCAUUGCUGAAGUCUCUUCGCCACUCCUCUACACACAAGCGUGUGUGUGUGCACAAACAGUUGUCUUUUGACGACACAGUGCUUUGGUAUUUUUACGCAUAAUCGCAUGGCACGGCAUUCGUGGCGGUGCGACAAAAUUCAUAACAUUUCGCGUUCAGCGCGCGCCUGCCCAACGCGUGGCGACUCGUUCGCUUUCACGCGUUCCACUAUUAUUGCGGUGACAAUAGUGUGGUAAACACAAGUAAAAACAAAAGCAAAGAACACAACAAGCGCUGAAAACAAAAGCAGAUCGUAAACUUAUUUAGUUGCGGUCGGCGCGCUUUGCCGCACACAACAUAGUACGCGUUCGCAUUUUGCAUUGUACGGACCUAAGGCGGACGCUCCGCAAAAUUGUUUUAACCACAAUAUACCCACAACACUAAUAACUUGAACAUACGCAAGGUCGUUAGCAAAAACUAUUCUCGUGCGCGCGUGUGUGUGUGUGCCAAUAAGCCUAAUAAUUAAUAACAUUCCAUAGUGAAGUGAGUGCGCGUUUGCCGCAUUAUGUCCACUCCCGAAGAGCUGGCGCGCCUUGUCGCCAUACACCUGCGUGAUUUGCAGGAAAGUGAACCGAAUUGGACCGUCGCGCAUUCCGAUGUCGCGGGACGCGGUGUUUUCGCAACGCGCGACAUCGCCGCUGGUGAAUUACUAUUCCGCGAAUGUCCACUUGUGGUCGGUCCCACGGCGCGCAAGGGCUCCAUACUCAACACCUGCGUUUGCUGCCACAAGUUGCUCGCCGUCAAGGACUUUCUCUGCAAACACAAAUGUACGCUGCCCGUGUGUGAUGCGUGCGCCGAUUCCGCGCUACAUCGUGAAGAGUGCGCGCUCUUCCAGCGCUGGCAGCCCGUGGAAUUGAGUAAAUUAGCGGAAAUGUGUACAGAUAAGAGCGCCGGACCGCCGCUGGUGAAUCCCUAUUCGUUACGCAUACUUACGGCGGUGCGCGUAUUCUUUCUCAAUCCAGAGCAGCGCGCGCUCGUCGACGCCAUGCAAGCGAAUGCGGAUCGCGGCUAUCGGCAGGAGAUCAUCAAAGCGGCGCAGAGUUUUCGCAAAUUUCCCACAACAGAUAAAUCAUUUAUGGACAAUCUGUUUCGCAUUGUUGGCGUAUUGAAUACGAACGCUUUUGAGGCGCCAUGUCGCAUUGGCGAACACGAGACGCUCGUGCGUGGCCUCUUCCCGCUAACGGCGAUCAUGAAUCACGAGUGUACGCCCAAUGCGAGUCAUUACUUCGAUAAUGGUCAAUUAGCGGUGGUGCGCGCGGCGCGUCAUAUACCCAAGGGCGCAGAGAUAACCACCACGUAUACGAAGAUUCUCUGGAGUAAUCCGACGCGUGGCAUUUUUCUCAAAAUGACUAAACAUUUUGUAUGUGAGUGUACGCGCUGCAACGACAAUACGGAGAACGGCACCUACUUGUCUGCGCUCUUCUGUCGCGAACAAGGCUGCAAAGGCAUCGUUAUACCGGAACACACGAAAACCUUGCAACCGGACUGGCGUUGCGUCACAUGCGAUACCGUUGCGCCACACGCAAAGAUGUCACGCUACCAGGACUUUGCCUUGAACACGAUCAACAAUCGCAUCAACACGAGCACCGUGCACGAUCUGAUCACUUUCAUAAACGAUAUGUGUCCGCGCUUUUGCCCGCCCUCCAAUUAUGUGCUCGUCGAGGCGAAGUUGAAUGUGAUUUGGCGCAUGCAACGCUUCAAGGGCGACUUCACCGAGGAAGAGGUGCGACAUCGCGAUCGCUAUCGGGAGGAGAUUUUGGAGAUAUUGGAGAAACUGGGCGCCGGCGAUUGUACACUGAAGAAGCUAAUUACCAAUGAGAUACCGUAGGCGGUGCGUGGGUGUGCAGAGACAGCGGAGGCAAUCAAAGGAGUUUUUGUAUUUAUUGUGUUGUUAGUGUGUGCAUUUGUAUGUUAAUUAUUACUCCAGUUGUCCAUUGUUGUUGUACUGUUUGAGAAUUAUUGCAAUUUGUUAGCGUUUAUCUCGAAUAACUUUUCCAAUUCCUUUUAUUGUCGCUUUAUUCUACGUAAUUAACGCACUGCAAACCUUUUCGCUUGGCCGAAUGCGUGCUCGUUCCGACUUGUCAGCGGAAAAUCGUGCAAUUAUUUACGCGUCAAUUUAUUUAUUACUAAAUAGUUGUAUCCUCAAAUUUAUAAAUCUCUAGAAUUAAUGUUUACUACUGAGUCUGAAAUAAAUAGUGAAUGACUAAGAGAAUUAUUUAAAUAAACACAAAUAAAGAGUCGCUGAAAUGCAAAAAAAAAAAUUAAAUAAAUAAAAAAUGUGUGUAAAUGCUUCAUUUCCGUCGUUGAGUGCAUAAAUUAAA